Messenger RNA from Hyposmocoma kahamanoa, 2109 nucleotides. RefSeq lists its product as uncharacterized. Lineage: Eukaryota; Metazoa; Arthropoda; Insecta; Lepidoptera; Cosmopterigidae. The transcript is spliced from 2 exons. The coding region runs from base 850 to 2109 and encodes 419 amino acids. The record is from RefSeq and is a predicted model, not a curated record.
GAUCAGUGUAAAAAUAAACGCCUCAACGCAGACGGCAGUUCGUGCUUAGCCUUGGACACAUACACUUGCCUGUUUGCAGUGUUGAGAUCAAAUCAGUGAUAAAUUUUAAAACGUAAAUUUUACGAUGUGCUAUAAAAUCAUAGGCAGAACUUCAAGAAUAGAUCCAAUUAAUUAAAUACGAAUAAUUAUUUCCACAACUUAUAAUUUCAAUAAAAAUUAAUUUCAAAGUGUCUUUAAAAAUCAGUGGGACGACCAAUCCAAACUAUUAAAGCUUUGUAUUAGUUGCUGACAUUGAAAAUAUUAUUAUAUAGAUAAGUUUCACAGUGUUUGAGUUUUACAAUGUUUCUCUGAGUUUUGCUUGUUCUCUUACAAAAACGCUACCAAAAAAGUAACCACGCAAGGUCAAACAAUUUUAGUCGACACUUCGUUCAAUGAUUGAGUCCCUACUAUUUCUUGUGUAUUCAGUAUUAUUGUUGAAAUAUACAAUAAAGUAGUAAAUUAGUAGUCUAAAUUGUUAUUAAAGUGGAAUUUUUUAAUAUUAUUAUUACUACAGUAAAACAAUAAAUGAAAUUUAUUUAAAAUUUUUGAUCACAAUUUUAUCAUUUCAAGUUCCAAUGUUUUGUUCUUUUUUAGCUACUUCCCUACUUAUUUUUUUUUCUAUUUGGUGAUACGUUAAAGUGUCCCAAGUAUUAUCUGCUAUAGUAACGGUAGUUAUAAACUCACUUAGACGUAAAUGAUAUGACCUUAACAAUAUAUGCGGUAGUUGAUUUUAUAUCAUUGGAAGUGAAAUUUACUGUAUGAGUGUUACAGAAAUUGACAUUAAAAAGAUUGCGAACUGUCGGCAUCAAAAUGGUUGACUACACUUUCGAAGGUGAAGUAAACGCACUUAGUGAGAAACAACAAGAAUUUGUUAAGAAUGUUUUGGAAGAACUGGGUGUUAAAAAAGGGAAAGUGGUAAUAGAGGCUGUUGGCAAACCAGGUGACAACUAUGUUGCCAACGUGAAAAAACUUGUCGUCGAGAAAGAUGGCAAAAUAUUUAAAAUUAUUGCCAAAAUAGCUCCUACUCAGGAAAUACCUCGACAAACUAUGAAUACAGCAAUUUGUUUUUCCAAUGAGAAUAUGAUGUACUCUGAAGUACUACCAAAAUUUACUCAAUUGGAAAAGGAUGCUAACAUUGCAGUCGAAGAAAGACUCAAAUAUGCCAAAUUAUACGGAAGUUAUUUGGAAGCACCACAUGAAAUCAUUCUCCUAGAAGACUUAACAUUAUCAGAUUUCGUCAUGCUUGACAGAUUGACUUCACUGAAAGAUGACAGUAUUAAGCUUGUUCUUAAAAACUUUGCAAAAUUACAUGCCUCAUCGUACGCCUUAAAGAAUUUAGAACCCGAAACGUUUGAAAUCUUUGCUAAAAAGCUAAUUAACAUAUGGGAACUAAUGGGUAAUGUCCCGGAAAUGGACAAAUUUAUGAAAGGCUUUAGUACAGAUAUAAUAAAUGCAGUGGAUGACGAGAAAUAUAUCGAUAUAAUUGAUCAAGUAAUGAGCGACUUGAUGAAAGAAGUAUCGGCUUUGUCGAAAAUUGAUAAAGGCAAAAGCUAUUCAGUUAUCCAACAAGGCGAUCCUUGGACGAACAAUAUUUUAUUCAAAUUGGAGGGUGAUAAAUCGAUUGAUUGCUGUUUGAUCGACUACCAAAUAUCGAAAGAAAGCAGUCCAGUAGCAGAUCUUACGUACAUGAUCUUCAACUGCACCGACUUCGAUACACGUUCCAAGCACUUUCAUGAUUGGAUAAAUUAUUAUCAUUCCGAGUUAGAACGAUAUUUGAAUUACUAUGGUCUCAAGACAGAAUCAACAUAUCCUAGAAAUCAACUCGAUGAAGACUUUAAAAGAUAUUCAAAAUUUAGUCUCGGACAGUCAAUUAUGAUGGCAUCGAUGUUAAUAAGAGAAAGUAAAGACGCAGGUAAAUUUAAAGAAGCAAUGGAUGAUAACAAACCAAUGGAGGAAAUCAUGGAAUCUACCAAAAUGACUUUGUUGGACGAGGCUACUCUGAAAAGGUUUAGCAACAGAGUUAUUGGUUUGAUUGAUACUUUUUUUAAGCUUGGAUAUUUAAAAGAAUAA